AUGAUUAUAUCACAGUUUUUGUUAGAUUAUGGGCAAAGUUAUCCAGAGCUGUCAAACCGGCGUCUGCUCACCAACCGGCGUCACACACAGGAAGACCUGCACGUAGUCUGGCUUGACCUGGCAAAUGCUUUCGGCUCAUUUCCCCACCAGCUCAUCACGUAUGCCCUUAGCUUCUUCCAUGUACCACCAUGCGUCCAGAAUCUAGUAGCCAAAUACUUCAAUAACCUGCACAUUUGCUACACAACCCGGGAUAUCACAACCGAUUGGCACCAGCUCGAGAAGGGGAUAGCAAUGGGAUGUGCCAUCUCUCCCAUCCUCUUCACUGUGGCUUUUGAGAUCCUACUGAUAGGUGGAAGACAAAUGGUUCGAGGGGUCAGAGCGCAGACAGGCCAAAGACUGCCAGCCAUGAGGUGCUACAUGGAUGACGUCACCACCCUCCUCCAAACAGCAGCCUGCACAGCCAGACUCCUCAAACAACUGGAAGAACUACUAGCCUGGGCUCGCAUGAAGAUCAAGCCACCAAAGUCUCGCAGCCUGUCAAUCCGGAAAGGGACCAGGAACAAUAUCAUCGUCUUUACUGUGGCCAGCGAAAGAAUCCCUCUACUGGUAGAAGCACCCGUUAGAAGCCUUGGUAGGAUGUACACGGCAGACCUCUCCGACAAGAACAUGGCCUCAGCUGUCACAGCUCAACUCCAAGAGGACCUGCACAAGAUUGAUCAGUGCCCCCUACCAGGGAAGUUCAAGGUGUGGUGCUACCAGUUCACUCUGUUCACUCUUGUACCACCGCCUAAUGUGGCCCCUGAAACUCAGCGACAUCACCAUGAGCACGGUCCUGAAGCUGGAGGCAAAGGCCAACAACUACAUCCGGAAGUGGCUCGGCCUUCCUCGAUCCCUCUCCUCCACGGCACUGUUCGGGAGAAACGCCCUCCAGCUCCCACUACAGUCCAUAAGGCUGGGGUACAAAAAGGAGAAGGUGAGGCUCCACUUUGA
Xyrichtys novacula (pearly razorfish) is the source of this 990-nucleotide messenger RNA. Lineage: Eukaryota; Metazoa; Chordata; Actinopteri; Labriformes; Labridae. The record is from the annotation of a GenBank genome assembly.